Fusarium keratoplasticum is the source of this 1128-nucleotide messenger RNA. RefSeq lists its product as uncharacterized. The transcript has 2 exons. Bases 1 to 1128 code for a protein of 375 amino acids. Gene Ontology annotation, biological process: protein folding. The record is from RefSeq and is a predicted model, not a curated record. Gene Ontology annotation, cellular component: endoplasmic reticulum. Gene Ontology annotation, molecular function: protein disulfide isomerase activity. Lineage: Eukaryota; Fungi; Ascomycota; Sordariomycetes; Hypocreales; Nectriaceae.
AUGGUCUUGAUCAAGAGCUUCGUGCUCUCGGCCCUCGCCGCUACGGUGGCAGCCAAGUCGGCCGUAAUCGAGCUCCUCCCCUCCAACUUCGACAAGGUCGUCCUCAAGUCCGGCAAGCCCACGCUCGUCGAGUUCUUUGCGCCGUGGUGCGGCCACUGCAAGAAGCUCGCCCCCGUUUGGGAGGAGCUUGCCUUUGCCUACGAGCACACCGACAAGGUCCAGAUCGCCAAGGUCGACGCCGACGCCCAGCGCGAGCUCGGAAAGCGAUUCGGUAUCCAGGGCUUCCCGACCCUCAAGUUCUUUGACGGAAAGAGCGACAAGCCCCAGGAGUACAAGUCUGGCCGCGACCUCGAGAGCCUUACCGAGUUUAUUGUUGAGAAGACUGGUGUCAAGCCCAAGAAGAAGCUUGAGCUGCCCAGCGAGGUUGCCAUCUUGAACGAUGGUUCGUUCGCCGAGACUAUUGGUGGAGACAAGAACGUCCUGGUUGCCUUUACCGCUCCUUGGUGUGGCCACUGCAAGAACCUUGCUCCCACCUGGGAGGAUGUUGCGACCGACUUCGUCAACGACAAGAAUGUUGUGAUUGCCAAGGUCGAUGCUGAGGCUCCCAACAGCAAGGCCGUCACCGAGCAGCAGGGCGUCAAGUCCUACCCCACCAUCAAGUGGUUCCCUGCCGGCAGCAAGGAGGCUGUCGCCUACGAGGGCGGCCGCAGCGAGGAGGCCAUCCUUGCCUGGGUCAACAAGCACGCUGGAACUCACCGUGUUCCCGGCGGUGGCCUGAAUGCCAUUGCUGGUACUGUUGAGUCUCUUGACACUCUUGUCGCCAAGAUUGCCGGUGGCGCCGCUCUUGCUGAGGUUGCCGCCGAGGUCAAGAAGGAGGUCGAGGGCCUUACAGAUGCUAUUCAGCAGAAGUACGCCGAGUACUACGUCCGUGUGUUUGAUAAGCUUAGCCAGAACAACGACUGGGCGUCCAAGGAGCUCGCCCGACUGGACGGCAUCUUGUCCAAGGGCGGGCUGGCCCCGACCAAGCGAGACCAGAUCCAGCAGAAGACCAACGUCCUCCGCAAGUUCCUCGAGAAGGCCGAGGAGAAGGUUGAGGAGAAGGUCGAGGAGGUCAAGGAUGAGCUAUAA